Hibiscus syriacus is the source of this 991-nucleotide messenger RNA. Its product is annotated as proliferating cell nuclear antigen-like. Gene Ontology annotation, molecular function: DNA polymerase processivity factor activity; DNA binding. Gene Ontology annotation, biological process: leading strand elongation; translesion synthesis; regulation of DNA replication. Bases 1 to 801 code for a protein of 266 amino acids. The record is from RefSeq and is a predicted model, not a curated record. Gene Ontology annotation, cellular component: PCNA complex. NCBI's taxonomy places the organism in Eukaryota, Viridiplantae, Streptophyta, Magnoliopsida, Malvales, Malvaceae. The transcript is spliced from 4 exons.
AUGCUCGAGCUCAGGCUUGUUCAAGGCUCGCUUCUAAAGAAAGUUUUGGAAGCGAUUAAGGACUUGGUCAACGAUGCCAACUUUGACUGUUCGGCGACGGGAUUUUCAUUGCAGGCCAUGGAUUCCAGCCACGUGGCGCUGGUGGCUCUCUUGCUGAGAUCCGAAGGGUUCGAACACUAUCGUUGCGAUAGGAACAUCUCCAUGGGAAUGAAUCUCGGUAACAUGUCCAAGAUGCUCAAAUGCGCCGGAAAUGACGACAUCAUCACAAUCAAGGCUGAUGAUGGCGGCGAUAGCGUUACUUUCAUGUUUGAGAGCCCCACUCAAGAUAAGAUAUCGGAUUUCGAGAUGAAACUUAUGGAUAUCGAUAGUGAACACCUUGGAAUCCCAGAAGCAGAGUACCAUGCUAUUGUUAGGAUGCCUUCAGCUGAAUUUGCAAGGAUUUGUAAAGAUCUUUCAAGCAUUGGUGAUACUGUUGUCAUCUCUGUUACCAAGGAAGGUGUCAAGUUUUCCACGAGAGGUGAUAUUGGAACUGCAAAUAUUGUUCUUAGGCAAAACACCACUGUAGAUAAACCAGAAGAAGCAACAAUUAUAGAGAUGAAUGAGCCAGUAUCAUUGACAUUUGCAUUGAGGUACAUGAAUUCAUUUACAAAGGCAACUUCAUUGUCGAAUACGGUGACAAUCAGCUUGUCUUCGGAACUGCCGGUUGUGGUUGAGUAUAAGAUAGCUGAGAUGGGUUAUAUCAGGUUCUACUUGGCGCCCAAGAUUGAAGAAGAUGAGGAGGAGACUAUGCCACAAGUUUAACUUGAUUUUGGCAUGGAUCUUGUUUCCUUGUUGACUAUAUAAUAUGUGUUUGAUCGUCAUUGAUGUUUAUUUUGAGGCUUUCAACAUGUAGCCCAACAUUUAGUUUAAGACUAGAUGGAUGAUAACAUUUCUCUCAUGUGCUUGGAUUUUCUCAUGCAUGUUAUAAAUUACGUGUUCCGUUCCUUAUUUA